AUGACGAAGCGCACCCUCGAGCUUGUCGUGCCCGUGGCUCCCCAGCAUCGCCUGGACGAGGUGGCCGUGCUGAGCUACCUCAAGCAGCACGUCAGGAACUUCGGCCAUGGUCAGUCCAACCCCACUUACCUCCUGGAAGUGUCUUCCGCUCAUCAUGGCUCCCAGCCCGCCAGAUUCGUGCUCCGAAAGAAACCCCCUGGUCACCUGCUCAAGUCCGCCCACGCCGUGGAGCGAGAAUUCCAGGUGCUGGCAGCGCUGGGCUCACAGGCUGGAGGGGCAACUGUGCCCGUGCCAGCAGUGCACGCCCUCUGCACCGACCCCUCUGUUAUCGGCACGCCCUUUUACAUCAUGGACUUCGUCCCUGGUCGCAUCUUCACCAACCCUCGCCUCCCUGAUCUACCACCUGCCGCCCGGACGCAGAUCUACACCGCCAUGGCCGGCACCCUUGCCGCCCUGCACUCCGCCCGCCUGCCCCAGCUACAAAAAGAUGGGUUCGGCCGCCCGGACAGCUACUGCCGGCGGCAAGUGGAGCGGUGGGCAAAGCAGUACGAGGCAUCAAUGAAAUCCAUAGGGGAGGAAUUUAGGGAGGAGGAUGGGAGGAUGAGGGGGCUGAUUGCGUGGCUGAGGGAGAAUGUGCCCGGGGAAGAUGCAGAAGCAGAGGGGGUGAUGCGAGGCGUGGUGCAUGGGGACUUUCGGCUCGAUAACCUCGUGUUUCACCCCACUGAGCCAUACCAUCUGCCGCCAUCUCAGCCUGGGAGCCAUGCUGCCAUCCCUGGACAUCACCCAACUGCCCGUGCGCCUCCCUUCCUUCACACCCAGCUUCUCCCUUCUUCCUUCCUCUCUCCAACACCCCACCCACGCAUGCCCCAGCCAUACCACCUGCCGCCAUCCCAGCCGGGGGCCAUGCUGCCAUCCCUAGGCAUCACCCAACUGCCCGGUGGGCCUCCAGCAGGAUCUCUGCCCGGUGGGCCUCCAGCAGGAUCCCUGCCCGCUGGCAUCCCCUCUGAGGCGCAGUUCGUGCGCGCAUACUGCCACGAGAUACAGCGCCUGCAGGUGAGCUGGCUGUGCGUGCUCGGUUUUGUGUGUGGCAAUGCAGCCAUUGCAGCGGGAGGGGAGCCACGCUGCCGUCUCUCUCUCGGCAUCACCCAGCUAGCUGCCCGAGGCACCACCAGCAGGAUCCCUGCCCUGCCCGCUCGCACCCCCUCCGAGGCACAGUUUGUGCGCGCCUACUGCCACAAGAUACAGCGCCUGCAGGGCAAUGCAUCCUCCAGCAGGGCAGGCCAGGCCGGCCGUCAGGUGGCGGGUCUGAUAGCAUGCGCCCUGCACGUGGUGCACUCGCCCCCCUCCAUUCCUGCCCGACCACCACAAGGCAGCAGCAGCAUCAGUGGUUCAAGCGGCGCAGUGGGUAUUGCAGGGGGUUGGGAUGGAUCCAGUGCGGUUCCAGCAUCGCCAUCCCAUCCUGUGGGGCUGGCGCCCAGCCCGCGAGCCGAGGCACUGAGGAGGCGAGUGGCGGAGUUUGUAACGCAAGAGGUGUUGCCUAUAGAGGGGAUAUUGGAGGAACAUGCAGUGGGGGAGGCACGGUGGACUAUUCACCCCCUGGUGGAGCAACUGAAGGGGAAGGCCAAGCAGGCUGGGCUCUGGAACCUGUGGAUUCCCGCUCUGGCUACGACACUCAUGCGUGCAAGGAUAGACAUCAACCCCCUUCCCCCACUCCACCCCACUUUCCACCGUCCCCUGAACAACUUCAAGGCCUCUCAGACUGCACAACUGACAUCAACCCCCUUCAACUCAAUUCUUCCUCUCCUUCGCCGCCCUCCGCCCUCCCCCUCCUCCCCCCGCCCUCCCUCCUCCGCCCUCCCCCCUCCGCUCCCUGCCCUCCCUCCUCCGCCCUCCUCCCUCCGCUCCCUGCCCUCCCUCCCCCGCCCUCCCCCUCUCUUAUGUCAGGAUGCGGGAGUGCCAGUGACGCCUGUCCUUGGGGAGUGUCAGAGCCGGGGGCUGCUGGGGGCGGGGCUGUCGAAUCUGGACUAUGCGCACGUGUGCAAGGAGAUGGGCAAGAGCGUGUGGGCGCCUGAGCUCUUCAACUGCUCUGCGCCCGACACCGGCAACAUGGAGGUUCUCUUGCGCUACGGCAACGAGCAGCAGCAGCGGGAGUGGCUGGUGCCUCUGCUGGAGGGCAAGAUCCGUUCGUGCUUCGCCAUGACAGAGCCACGAGUGGCAUCCAGCGAUGCCACCAACAUCGAGGCUCGGAUAGAAAGUGCGGGCGACCACUACAUCCUACACGGCCACAAGUGGUGGGCCAGUGGCGCCAGCGACCCGCGCUGCAAAGUGGCAAUCUUCAUGGGCAAGCACCCCGAGCGAGCUGCUCCCUCCGGCCCCCACUCCGCGCCCGCACACAGGCAGCAGUCCAUGCUGCUCGUGCCCAUGAGUGCUCCUGGGGUGACUGUAGUGCGCCCACUGUUGGUGUUUGGAUAUGAUGAUGCGCCUCAUGGGCACUCGGAGGUGCUGUUUGAGGGGGUUAAGGUGCCCAAGACAAGUGUGCUGCUGGGUGAAGGCCGAGGCUUUGAGAUUGCUCAGGGUCGUUUAGGCCCGGGUCGGCUGCACCACUGCAUGCGGCUCAUAGGGGCCACAGAGCGAGCCAUGGACUGCAUGCUCCAACGCGCACUCUCCCGGGUGGCGUUCGGGCGGCCGCUGGGCGGCAACGAGUCGGUGAUGAGGGAUACUGCCGAAUGCCGCAUCACGCUGGAGGCGGCGCGACUGCUGGUGCUGCAGGCGGCUGCUGAGUUAGACGCCAAGGGGAACAAGGAGGCCCGGAUCGCUAUCGCUAUGGCCAAGGUGGCUGCCCCCCGGGCAGCUCAAAAAGUUCUGGACAGGGCGAUCCAGGUGCACGGGGGUGGGGGGGUGAGCUCGGACUUCCCUCUUGCCCGCCUGUGGACAGCAGCUCGCACUCUGCGCAUCGCUGACGGUCCAGAUGAGGUGCACCUGGCCUCCAUUGGGAAGAAGGAGCUGCGAGAUUGGCAGAAGAGGAUGAUGGGGGGUGGGAGCAGUGGCAGCUCGGGUAAUAGUGGAGCGUCAGCCCGCUUGUAG
Closterium sp. NIES-65 is the source of this 3084-nucleotide messenger RNA. The record is from the annotation of a GenBank genome assembly. NCBI's taxonomy places the organism in Eukaryota, Viridiplantae, Streptophyta, Zygnematophyceae, Desmidiales, Closteriaceae.